CGCGAGCGCGCGCUCAGACGCCGUCUCGCGCCCGCGGCGUCGCGCGCUCAGCCUCGGGUCUUUUUUUUCUUCUUCCCGCCAAAACAAAAAACCGCUUCACCUACACUUAAACAUGUUCAUAACGAUUUUAAUGUAUAUGUAUAAUACGUAAAAAAUAUAGGAAAUACCAACGCAUCUCAUUAUCCUCUACUGUAUAUUACCUUGUUUUUCAUCUUAUUGUAAAAAUUAACAAAAAAUAUAUUUCUAGUUUUUUUAUUUUUUUUAGAAAAUUGUAUUAUUUUCUACACGCGUAAAAAAAAUCUGUUAUUAUUAGUCCUACCACUUACCGUUAGUUAUUACUUUUGUCGGCGGGAUAUUUUUAAAUAUUUGAUUUUACAUUUGAAAUUCUGAGGAGAAAGUGGAGUUGACAUACCACAGCUUCCUGUCGUCUAUCGCAAGACUCUUAUCGCUCCUCCUCGUCGUCCCGUGCCCUUCUUAAUUACUUUCUGUCUGUGUGUAACUUUGUAUUUACUAUUACACGUUUUGUCGCCUUGUACCGUCUUUUUUGUCCAUUUAACCAUUCGUUGUUGCACGCGUAUGUACCCAUGUACGUUGAACUUCUUUCGCACCGUACGUAGCCAACCGCGUUAAUCGGAGGUGGUUGUAGAUGCUUGUGUUGUUGUUGUUUGAGCGUAGAGAUUUGUUGUUGUUGGUUCUCCCUCCUCUGCUGUGUUGUGAUCGCUGGAUGGCGGUUCGGGUUCGUCUCGCCUUCCCCUCGUAGCGACGGUGACAUCGUUGGGGAGUGUCGUUACGGUUGUGCAGUGCUGUCGUGGUGGUGUUGUGGUGGUGGUGUUGUGGUGGUGCUGUCGUGGUGGUGUUGUCGUGGUGGUGUUAUUGUUGUGGUGGUGUUAUUGUUGUUGUGGUGGUGUUGUUGUGGUGGUGGUGGUGUUGUGGUGGUGGUGUUGUUGUGGUGGUGGUUGUUGUUGUUGCGGGAUGUUGGGGUUCGUCGUGGUCGCCACGAGCCUCGCGGCCGCGGCGAGCGCCUCCCUCAUCGAGCGCGUUCACUGGAGCACACGGGACCCGCGGUUCUUCCCGGGCAGCCACGGGGUGAUCCUCUACCCGCAGAUGGGAGACCGCAUCGACCUCAUCUGCCCCGUGAUGUCAUCAUCACCAUUCUCAUCAUCAUCGUCGUCAUCAUCGUCGUCAUCAUCGUCGUCAUCUUCUCAGUCAUCCGCAUCGCUGCCACGGAGGCAGUGGCCGCAGUGGAGCGACUCGCCCGUCGCGGAUUCUGGGUCCGGUUUGGGACUGGGUUUGGGUUUUGGUCCGAGUCCGGAUUUUGGCACCGGUCCAGGUCUGGGUUCAGAUCUCGGUUUGGGACCUGGUCCAUUCCUUGGCAUGGAUCCAGCCGUGGCUUCAGGACCUGGUCCAGGCUCGGGACCGGGUCUGGGAGUGGGUUCGGGACCUGGCCUGGGUACGGGUCCAGGUCUGGGGUUCGGUCCCAGUCCUGGUCUGGGUGUAAAUCUGGAUCUGAGCACCGGCCCUGCUCAGAGAUCCGGUGGCAUUCCAGCCCUGGCUUCUGGUCCCGGUCCAAACUGGGGUCACGUUCCUGGUCCCGAUUUGGGUCUGGAUCUGUCCUUGGAUCUGGGUGUUGCUGCUGCUGGUGGUGGUUUUGGACCAGGUUCUCGACCCAUUCUCGGUCACGGCACUGGCCCGGGUCCCGAUUCGGGUCAGGGUCUCGGCCCGGGUCCCGCCGAGUUCCACCGCCUCUACCUGGUCUCGCGAGACUCGAGCGUGCGCUGCGAGGCGCCCCCCGGCGCGCGCAACUCUCGCCUCGUGCUCGCGUGUGAUCGCCCGGCACGCGCUCUCAAGUACACGCUCAAGGUGCAGCGCGUGAGUCCCAACUACCGCGGACUCGAGUUUGCGCCGAAGAGGGAGUACCACAUCAUAUCCACGUCGGACGGCACGUGGGAGGGACUGUCCGGGCGCGUGGGAGGCGCCUGCGUCACGCACGGCAUGAGGCUCGUGCUGAGGGUGGGGCUAGACCCACGUGACGAGGAACGAGCCCGAGGCAUUAUGGGAGGAGCAGCGUGGCAAGAUGGGAAAACCACACGGCAUCACGGGAGGGCGAUGACUUCUGACCCGACACAGGGGAAGUCACGUGACUGGAACGCUUCAGACUUGCGUGACGUCACCAGCACGGCCCAAGUCCCGCACCCAGCCUACCCUGGACCGCUGCUGAUUGGCUGGCUGGCUGCAGGCUCCGCCCUCGUCCUGCUGAUUUCACUCGUUGGACUCUCGAUCACGUGGCCCCACCUCCGCCGGCACCGGGCCCCCCAGAGCACAGGACGCCGUCAGGACAGCAGCAGAAGAAGAAGGGCCAGGUCUGGGGCACGAACAGGAGGAGGGGACGACGAGGAUGAGGCUGAGGAGGAGACGGAGGAGGAUGGGGGUGUGCAUGGUGGCGGUAGUGGCGGCGGUGGGGGGGGAGGUGGCGGAGUAGCGGUGGCGCCCGGCGGUUCCCCAUGUGGAGGAGGGGCGGGAGCCCCGUGCCCGCACUACGGGAAGGUGUCCGGAGACUACGGGCUGCCCUUGUACAUCGUGCCCGACCUGGCGAGACAGCACGCCGCCUCCGUCUACUACCAGGGCUCCGAGACUCUACAAGCUGCACAAGCCGGGCGGGACGUGUGACUCGUUGGGAAGAGGUGACUGCGUAGACUGAAUCAUGGCAAGGUUUAUUUAUAUUUCAUCGAUAACGGAAUUUUUCUUUUGUUUUAAGAGCAACAAACAACAAUCGCCGCCAUUCGCCACUAAAUGGCGGUGACGUCACCACGGCGUCUGUGCCAGGCCAGGUGCACGUUUGAGGCUACGUGAAGUGUCGAAGGCUCGCUGACAGGAGGUCACGUAACAGACCCAAGUGCCAUGAAUUGAUUGAUUGAGAUGACUGGUAGAUGCACUGGCUGUGCCCCCUACGAGCAAAAAACAACACCACCACCAAGACCAUCACCAUCGACAACAACAACAGCUUUUAAAUCCCAAAGUUUGCAAUUGUAGAGGUUUUUUUCUUUUCCAGGCAUUCAAGGACUUGUCAAAGUGAUUUAUGAGGUGUGGAGAAAUGUUGAUACACUACUCUCGUAAACGCUUCAACGUUACAUCCACCAGGUACAGUAUGCUGCCGCUGUGUAAUGGUUUGAGCACACAGCCGUAUAAAUAAGCAAGAGCCAGAGGUCGCUUGUGUGGUGGGGUAAAGUGUGGGUAACUCUCCCACCUUUUCCGAGAUGUCUGGCCAGCAAGGAAGAGCAGGCCAAACUUUCCAACUGGAAGGGCUCUCGGCUGCUGUUCAUAGUGGAGGCGCUACCAUCGGCGGUGGCGUGAGCAAGCGAUUGCAGGGGCUGCAUCUUUAUAGUUUUUUUUACAUUAAACACCCACUUGACAAUACGAAAAUGCCCACCCUCCCCCCUCAUAAAAAAACAAUAGCACUCCAAGUCUACCAUCACUCACGCUGCCUUAAAACAGUCGACAGGACAGCGAGCACUUGGUUCGUAAGAGGAGAGGAAAUCCACGGGCAGGUGGAGAAAUGUCACAAACGUAGAGAGGCACUGGGAGCGCAGAUCACCGAGAGACAGUGGUUCGGAGCGGUGAGACACUGGAGAGUGACAGACUGUGGGCUGUGGAUGUGGAGAUUGAUGAUGAUGAUCGUAGUCCAGGACGCGAAUUGGUGGAUACAGACUGAGGACCAGGAAGGCAGAUUCACGUGAGGUGCAUGGACGGAAAUUCCGGAAAGAAGAAAAAGAAGAGUAUGAAGAUGACGGAUCAAUAUAAAAGCCCAGUGGUUCUCAACAUCCAUCGCACGGCAGCCGCCAAAUCAAGACUGACUCGUCCUCGCGCGCCCCACGCCCCCCGUGCCCGUCACCCCCCCCCCCCCCAGGGUUGCUAAGGCCACCAGACACAGAGAGAUCACGUGUCCGUGUCGCGUAUCAGUGUGGUUUUGUCACCGCGACGUCGAUGCCACGCUGCAAUGACAUUCGAAAUUUAGCCUGCACGGUAUCCAUGCCUCAGACUGCGCUCUAAGUGGCAAUUCCACGGAUUGAGAACUGCUAUAGUAGCCUGAAGUUUCAGGAAAUGGCCCUUCUUCAGAUCAGAGAGCGAGAGAGAGCAGUGAUCACACUUUAUAGUUUAGACUGAGGCCAUCAAAGACUGGGGGGAAAAAAAGG
Messenger RNA from Petromyzon marinus (sea lamprey), 4190 nucleotides. RefSeq lists its product as uncharacterized. Gene Ontology annotation, biological process: axon guidance; ephrin receptor signaling pathway. The record is from RefSeq and is a predicted model, not a curated record. Gene Ontology annotation, molecular function: ephrin receptor binding. Lineage: Eukaryota; Metazoa; Chordata; Hyperoartia; Petromyzontiformes; Petromyzontidae. Gene Ontology annotation, cellular component: plasma membrane.